GUAAAAUACGUAUCACGUAAUCCUUCAUCAAAUUAUAUGUUUGUGUGUAUUAUGUGUUUAUGUGAUCAAUGACCAUAGCCUAUGUGUGUUAUCAUUUGAACAUAGUUUAGGCUGCGGGUGGCGGAUUGCUUAUACGAGGGGGGCUGUUUACGAAAUGUCUAUGAUACUUCGCAACUUUUCAGCGAGGGUUGCCUCUGGCUCCAGUUGUGUGAAUCUGUGGUAGGCCUGUCAAAAACUGGGACGUCCCAGCAUACUAUAAAAUACAGUAGUCGACUCGACACAAUAUAUUGUUCCUCUUUUUCUCCCACGACUGCAGUCCGAUGGCGCUGAAGAAAGCUGUGCUUUUUAACUUAUGGGGUGGUGUCCUGAAAACUCGCCCGUCCCAGUCUUUUCUGAAAUACGAGAAAUCUCUCGGUCUUCCCAGUGAUUUCAUAUCAAAGGCCCUUGCUGCGGAUGCAGAUGGGACUGAGAAUGCCUUAGUUCGAGCAGAGAGAGGAAAGCUGACUUUACAGCAGAUGUUUACUGAGCUGGAGGAGGCCUGUAAGAAGGAGGCCUCUGCUCAGGGGCUGCCAUUGCCAGCUGAGUUCUCCCUAGUGAAGCUCUUUGAGGAGAUCCAAGGUGUGGACUUCCACAGGCCCAUACUGGAGGCUGCUGCAGCCCUUCAUCAUCAAGGAGUUCUCACAGGUGUGCUGGCUAACCUGUGGGUCGACGACACCCCUCAUCGCCAUCACACGGCCCAGAUCCUGUCUGUCCUGGAAGGCCACUUUGACCUGGUGCUGCGGUCCUGCUUCACAGGGGCCCGUGUGCCUGAGCCGGCCAUGUUCAAUGCAGCCUUGGAGAAACUCAGCCUCACGCCACAGCAGGCGGUGUGGGUGGACACUGAAGAGGAGAGUGUGAAGGCCGCAGAGGGCCUGGGGAUGGCCGCUGUCCUGGUGAAGGACCCGAGUGCCGUUCUCAGCCAGCUGCAGACACACACUGGAGUGGAGGUUAACAGCACAAAAGAUGGACUCCCUGCUGCUUGUAAUCCUGAAGAGGUCACUCAUGGAUUUGUCAACAUCAAGCCUGGGGUUAAGAUCCACUUUGUGGAAAUGGGGGACGGACCACCCAUCCUGUUCUGUCAUGGCUUCCCAGAGAGCUGGUACUCCUGGAGAUACCAGAUCCCUGCCCUGGCAGAUGCUGGAUUUAGAGUGUUGGUUCCAGAUCUGAAGGGAUAUGGGGACUCUUCUGCACCAGAAGCAAUUGAGGAAUAUUCCCAAGAAGCGCUCUGUCAGGAUGUGGUGACAUUCAUGGAUAAAUUGGGAAUUCCUCAAGUGACACUGAUUGGCCAUGACUGGGGUGGUGCCCUCGUCUGGAACAUGGUGCAGUGCCAUCCUGAGCGAGUGAGGGCAGUAGCCUCCCUCAACACCCCUCUCUUUCCGGUGGACCCCAACAAAAACCCUAUGGAGGGGCUCAAAGCCAUGCCCAUUUUUGACUACCAAAUCUACUUCCAGAAGCCUGGUGUGGCAGAGGCUGAAUUGCAGAAGGACCUGGAGCGAACCUUCAAAAUCUUCUUUUCUGCAAGUGAUGAAGAGGGUAAACGGCCGCCUAUUAGCACAUCCAAAGUCUGUGAAAGAGGUGGGCUGUUCGUGGGACUCCCAGAGGAGAUUCCAAGGAGCCACAUGCUCUCUGAAGCAGCGCUGAAGUACUAUGUCCAGCAGUUCACCAAGAGUGGCUUCAGGGGACCCCUAAACUGGUAUCGGAAUGUGGAGAGCAACUGGCGCUGGAUGUUGUCACGGCCCAGAUCAAAGAUCCUGGUGCCCGCUCUAAUGGUGACCGCUGGAAAAGACCCCGUGCUUCUUCCUGCCUUCACUCAUGGAAUGGAGAACAUGAUUCCCAAUCUGAGCCGUGGUCACAUCGAGGAGUGUGGACACUGGACUCAGAUGGAGAGGCCAGCUGAACUGAACAAAAUACUCAUCGGCUGGCUCAAGGAAACACAUCAGAAGGCCUCUAUUGCUGUCGUCCCCAAGUUAUAAACAGAAUUCUGUGUACAUUUCCUGUGAGAUAGACAUGGAAUUAUGCAAAGAAGUGGGUUAUGUUUUUCUUUGUCUGUAUUUUUUUUUGCUUUGCAUUAACCAGCUAUUUGUGUUCUGUCAGGAAUUGAACAUUCCAUGUAGCAUUUAAAUCCCCCAAACUCAUCAGCACAAUCAGACUGUUGUGUGGGUGGAGAAUGUUUCGUUGUUGUUAUGUGUGUGAGUGGGAGGAUGCAGAUGUGCUGAUUCGGCGCCAUUGAGACUGAUAUUCUAAAGAAUGAUUCCCUGUGCCCAAGGCCAAACCAGGUCAUGGGACUCUUUGGAUUGUUUCCUCCUGUGCCAGAAGUAUAAAUGUGCCUUAUAAAUGAAUCAUAAAUGCGUUUUUACCUUAAUAUCUACAUAUGCACUACUGGUCAAAAGUUUAGGGUCACUUAGACAUUUCCAUUCCACUUCAUUAUAGACAGAGUACAAGCUGACAUCAGUUUUCAGUAUCAGUAUUGUUUUUUUAAUCAGGGCAGCAGUUUUCAGAUUACAUUAUAUGCCUACAUAAUUGCAAAAGGGUUUCUUUCUAAGUGACCUGUAGUGUACCUCUCAUGCAUCCCUGUCUUCAAACCAGUUGCUUGCAUCUAUGUAACUUGUUCAUUUAAACAGUAACUAAUGCCACCUCACACUAUAUUAACAUGCCUGGAUUCUGUGAUAAAAUAAUACUGCAGUGCAUAA
Messenger RNA from Alosa sapidissima (American shad), 2729 nucleotides. It is a transcript of the gene ephx2, whose product is annotated as epoxide hydrolase 2, cytoplasmic. Bases 321 to 2012 code for a protein of 563 amino acids. Gene Ontology annotation, biological process: phospholipid dephosphorylation; cholesterol homeostasis. Gene Ontology annotation, cellular component: peroxisome. The transcript is spliced from 19 exons. NCBI's taxonomy places the organism in Eukaryota, Metazoa, Chordata, Actinopteri, Clupeiformes, Clupeidae. The record is from RefSeq and is a predicted model, not a curated record. Gene Ontology annotation, molecular function: magnesium ion binding; lipid phosphatase activity.